Messenger RNA from Ilex paraguariensis (yerba mate), 3928 nucleotides. Lineage: Eukaryota; Viridiplantae; Streptophyta; Magnoliopsida; Aquifoliales; Aquifoliaceae. The record is from the annotation of a GenBank genome assembly.
GUACUCUCUCCUCCUCUCUCUCUCCUCUUUUGACGCUUCUCUCGCCAUCUCAUCUCUCUCUCUCUCUCUCUCCCCGACGCGUCCUUAGGGUUUCUCUCCAAUCCUUCAUUUUUGAUUUCUAGCGCUCUGGUUUCCGCGUUCCAAGUCUCAUUCUUUGUUCAUUCUUUUGGGGCCCCAAUUUGUGAGUUUACUCUCUCUCUCUCGCUCUGAAUCAAAUUUUGUCGAAUUUCUCAUUCAUUUGCCCUGAUUAGGGUGUGGAAUCAUUCCAAUUCAGGAGAAUACCAGCUAAAAUUUGUGGUUUUUUUUUUUUUGGAAUUUUGUUUUUCAGGUGUAACAUAGUUUUUUGUUCGCUUCUGGGUUUGUAAUCAAAGUUCCACAUUCCUGAUUUCCAUUUCGGGAUUCUGUAAGGGUCACUUUUCUGCGAUUCGGUGUAUGGUUUUUUUGGAUUUUGCAUCUAUACCCAUCUUCGUUUAAUUCAGGUAAUUAGCCAUUUUCCUGGAGGGGGGGAAAAAAAAAAAGAUAAACUUUCCUUCUUCUAUUUUUGUGCGGAAUUAGAUCUGCGUAAAUUCUGCUAGAUCAAGCCUCAAAUUUCAGUUCUUAGAGCUGUUAGAUAGAUUUGGCGAUCAUUUAUAUUCACCAAUGAUUGUGUUUAUGUCAGUAUUGAAAUGAAUACCUUAAGUUACAGUUGGUGAUUUACAUGGUAAAAAACUACAUAUUCUAAGUUCAAACUUUAUUAAAUAUUCCUCCAUCAAUACAAUACAAUCAUGUGAAACGGACCACGCAAGUAGUGAUAUCCAUAAGAUAAAUACCUAUGUUACACCCCUACUACUGCCAAAUCUUUCAUAUAAUGACUCAAGUCACUAGCUUUUAAUUCCUUCAGCACCUGGUGCUUUUGCUGAUAUUAUAAGCAUAUGUAUAUGUAUGUGUAUAUGAUUGUGAUUCAUUUUGGUUUCUGGUUUAAUUUUGGAAUAUUGUCUUAUGUGGAAAAAUGAGUUGUAAGGGUUAUUGUGCUCUAGUACUCGUGUAAUAAUGAAUCAAGUAUGUUUUUUCAGCUUUAGUUUCCACUUUUAGGUAUCUUUUUCUUGGUUUAUACUCUUCUGAACAGACUGAAGGAAAAAUAAAUGUGUAGUGCCCAAGCUGAUUUAAUAAUAUUAGGGCCAAGUCAUCAUUAAAAUAUUAUCUUUCCCUUUGGAGCUUUAUUUAAUGAACUACUGUAGCUGAUUUGGGAUCUUUGAAAUUUAAUAUCUGAGGAUAAUAUUCUUUUGUUAUUUUAUGUUUCCCUUUAUGGCAUGCAUUAAUAACCCUAUUCAUGGAAACUUGAGCAGGUUCAAAUCUCAUGAUUUAUCCAGAAAAAAAUAUUUUCCAUUAAUAACUAAAAAAAUUAAUUCAAGUAGUUAAUUAAAGUGGUCAGAGCCUUGUUAAUUGACUAUUUUAGUGCUAUCAUUGUUAUGGUCUUUGUUUAUUGCUUUGCCUUAUCUAUCUGCAGUUAUUUAUAGCUUUGCUGGCCCUUGGAUUACCUCCAACCCAAACCCCCCACCAUACACGCCCAAAAAAACACGCCCUAUCAAAACAGGAAAGAAAACGCCGCGCAGUUGAUAGUUUAGAGGCCUCUAAGAAAAUCUCUUUAUGUUUCCCACCCAAACCAAAACAAAAAAGCUAAGCUUUAUAUGGGUUUGCAGUGUUUGAUAUUUCUGCAUGUUGGCUUUUAUUUUCUUCAGGAGAUCACCCUUCACUUUCAAUUUUACAGAAACUGUGUUGCCUCAAAUUUGGGAGCUCAGUGAUAGAGAUGAGCCGCACAACCAGCGAGGGUGAUGAUGGAUUACUCUCCAGAGAUCAGAUUGAUUCACCUCUGACUGAUGAUGGCAAUGGCAGAGGAAGUGCAGAUGGAGAAGUUGUUAUGAAGAAAGGGCCAUGGACAUCUGCAGAAGAUGCAAUCUUGGUAGAGUAUGUCAAGAAGCAUGGAGAAGGUAACUGGAAUGCAGUUCAGAAACACUCUGGGCUGUCUCGGUGUGGUAAAAGCUGUCGCCUGCGAUGGGCAAAUCAUCUGAGACCAAACCUGAAGAAAGGGGCAUUCACUCCAGAAGAGGAAAGGCUGAUCGUUGAACUCCAUGCCAAGAUGGGAAACAAAUGGGCCAGGAUGGCUGCACAUUUGCCUGGACGGACAGAUAAUGAGAUAAAGAAUUAUUGGAACACCAGAAUUAAAAGACGUCAACGUGCAGGCUUACCUCUUUAUCCUCCAGAAGUGUGCUUGCACGCGUUGCAAGAGAAUCACGAAAACCAUUUUGCUGGAAUUCAUAAUGGUGAUAACAGACGUGAUGAUCUUUUGCAAACUGGCGGUUAUGACAUACCUGAUGUCAUAUUUGACAGUUUAAAGGCCAAUCAGGGAAUCUUACCUUAUAUCCCAGAACUUCCUGAUUUUUCUACGAGCAGCUUGCUGAUUAAAGGCCUUGGUUCUUCUCAGUUUCAUAGUUUUGUGCCCCCAACCGUCCAGCGUCAGAAGCGUCUUCGGGAAGCAGUGACCCCAUUAUCCGGGUACAUCAGGGGCUUUGGAAAUGUGGCCCCAUCAUUUGACCCUACUCAGGGUGAUGGUCAUGAGAACAAAAUUUCCCGAACAUUUGAUUUGCCUUCUUCAUAUGAUGCUGACCCUAAUACCAAGAACAUGAUGCCAUUUGGUAUAGAUCAGGGUAGCCAUCCCCUUUUAAAUGGCAAUUUCUCUGCUUCUACGCCCGCCUCGGGGGCUGUGAAGUUGGAGCUCCCUUCAUUCCAACAUUCAGAAACUGAUAUAGUUAGCUGGGGAUCACACUUUCCGCCUCCUUUGUUCGACACAGUGGAUGCUUUUAUUCAGUCUCCCCCACCUUCUGGUUCUCUCCAGUCCGAUGCUGUUUCACCACGGAAUAGUGGCCUAUUGGAUGCUUUGCUACAUGAGGCAAAGACUCGAAGCAGUGCAAAGAAUCAAUCACCUGACAAGAGUUCAAAUUCUUCUACUGUCACUCCUGGUGAUAUGGCAGACAGUUCUGACCUGAAUAUUUGUUCCCCGGAAUGGGAAGAUUUUAGGGAACCUAUAUCACCUUUGGGUAAUUCGCAAGCUUCAAUUUUCAAUGAGUGCACUCCUAUCAGUACCACUGGAAGUUCGUUGGAGGAUAAUCCACCUGCAGACACCUUUCCUGGAUGCAACGUAAAGUCAGAACCAGCAGAUCAGAUUUGGACUCUGGAUGAGGAUACAAAACAAAAUUCAACUCAGUUAGAUUUCUCCAGGCCUGAUGCUUUACUUGGUUCAUGUUGGCUUGAGCAGGGUGUCGCAUGUGCCAAGGACCAAGGUGUCACAACUGAUGCUAUUACGACCCUUCUUGGUGACGAUUUGGGUAGCGAUUUUAAGAACAUGACUCCUGGAACUUCUUCCUCUAGUCAGGGAUGGGGGUUUGGUUCCUGCUCUUGGAAUAACAUGCCUGCAGUCUGCCAAAUGACUGAACUUCCUUAAAUUCUGCUGUCAUCAGGUUGUCAACUUCCUCGUAGCAGUCUCUGUUUUUCUUGAAGAUUUGUUUGAUGUUAGACGAUCAGAGAUCUCCUGGACUUGGGCCAUCUAUGGAGACUCAUCACCAUGUGUACAAGUCGGACCUUUUCUUUUAGGACUUGAUUUUCUUGCUUCCCAGACCAGUGCCAUGCAUCUAUGCCAAGGUAACUUCAUUGGUAUACAAGGCGUGCAGGCUUCGACAUAAUUGUAGAACAACUAUAUACUUUUGUUUUGGGCAUUGUGAUUCAAUGUUUUUUUGUUCUUGAACGAUGUUAUUGGAUUGCUAGGCUGUCUUGCAUUUUGGUACUUCAUUUUCUCUUUCAUGGACACAGGCUGCUAGGAAGAAAAUGUCUGAACUUGGCUUGAGGAAAUUUUAUUUGAUUGUUUUCACCUUGUGUUGAAUCUAGUGGUGGUUUG